AUCUAAACGUCAUCUUCUUCUCCUCUGAACAAUAGUUUCCCUUCCGUUAAAAAACUUUCAUUUUAAUGGCUUUUUUCCUACUUAUGAGCAGAUAUACCCAUUAAUCCCCCCAUCCCUGUUCUUCUCUCACUCUCUCUCUCUACAACCCCUUUUCUUGAACUGUAAAAAGCUUCCAAAUUGUCACCACCGCAAAGAAUUAAGAAGAUGAUAUAAAGAAAAUUUUGUAUUUGAUUUGGAAAAGCGAUCUGCUUUCUUUGAAAAAUCCAUUAUUUUGCUUCAUAUUCCUCUUUCUUCGCUGAAAUUCUAGGGUUUUCCUUUCUUUCUGCGUUGAGAGGCGAUGGCUGCGGUGGCGGAGAGCGCGAUCGGCUCUGAAAACCAGUUGAUGCACUGCAACCCGGCGACUUCUGAAUCGGAAUCGGAGUAUCAGAAUGAUGUGAGGAAGCUGGUCGACCUUCUCUCUAAAUUGAAUCCAUCUGCGAAGGAGUUCGUUCCUUCUUGGAGAAAAUCGGAUGGCCGAUUAUCUGCAGACGCGCCGCUCUUCGUCGGUUCGCCGGAGUAUUAUAACAGUAGAAAUGAGUCCAAUUAUGGGAGUUGUAGUAAGGAUUGGAGCAGUGAUGGAUCGUCCAACAAUCAGCCGAUGAAUCGAAGGCGUUUUGGGCAGAGGAGGAAUGGUUAUAAUCAGGGGAGGAGGAGGAUAAGCGAUAGGGUUAGAAGAGCUGAAAGAGAGGAAAGCAUAAAGAGAACUGUUUAUGUUUCUGAUAUUGAUCAAAAUAUUACAGAAGAACAGCUUGCUGAAUUGUUUUCCUACUGUGGUCAAGUAAGCGCUCGAACUUCAAAUGUUUAUACAGCUUCUGCAAGAUCAAAAUUAUGUUUUUGUUUAGUUAAGGAUCUUUGAGGAGUUUGGUUGUUAUGGGCUUUGUGAUUUAAUUGAGAAAUGCUUUUAGGUUUAGCAGGAUUUGUUUUGUGAAGCAAAGCAUAAGGAACCUAUGUUGUCCUAAAGGCAUGUUUUCAUGUCGAUCGCUUGGUUUCACCCAUUCUUGUUUGUGUAUACUAACUACCCGGCAUUACUUGUUCUUGUAAGGUUCAUGUUGCUA
Messenger RNA from Phalaenopsis equestris, 1094 nucleotides. RefSeq names its product polyadenylate-binding protein-interacting protein 9-like. The transcript has 3 exons. Gene Ontology annotation, molecular function: RNA binding. The coding region runs from base 338 to 895 and encodes 185 amino acids. The record is from RefSeq and is a predicted model, not a curated record. NCBI's taxonomy places the organism in Eukaryota, Viridiplantae, Streptophyta, Magnoliopsida, Asparagales, Orchidaceae.